GAGCCAAUCAGAUGCGUCCAGGUCACAGGUGCCGUGUUUGUAGCGGAAAAGAAGAUGGCUGCUGCGAGGAACGGAAAGAGUGGGCUGCUGGAGAAAUGGAGGAUUGAUGAGAAGCCAGUGAAGAUCGAUAAAUGGGACGGAGCAGCUGUGAAGAACUCUCUGGAUGACGCUGCUAAAAAGGUGCUGUUGGAGAAGUACGGGUAUGUGGAGAACUUCCAGCUGGUGGACGGUCGACUGUUGAUCUGUACUGUUUCCUGUCUGUUUGCCAUGUUGGCUCUGGUCUGGGACUACCUGCACCCGUUCCCCGAGUCCAGACCGGUCCUCGCCUGCUGUGUCAUCUCAUACUUCAUCAUGAUGGGCAUCCUUACUCUGUACACCUCAUACAAAGAGAAGAACAUCUUCCUGGUGGCCCUGCAGAGAGAUCCAGCUGGGAUGGAUCCAGACCACAUCUGGCAGCUCUCCUCUUCCCUCAAACGGUUUGAUGACCAGUACACGCUUAGAGUUUCCUUCACUGACGGGAAGUCAAAGAACUGGAGGGAAGCAGAGUUCACCAAGUCUGUGUCGACUUUCUUCGACGAGAACGGGACGCUGGUGAUGGACCAGUUUGAAAAGUGUGUUUCCAAACUCCACGACACACUGGCAACAGACAAGAAGACCAAAUAAGACAGGAAGCAGUCCAUCAGACCACAACCACAGUUUGAUACUGAUGGAAGAUCAUAGUGUUUCCCUCCUCUCACCCAGUUCACUGCUUUCAAUUCAUUUCUGUGAGGACCAACCUGCACAGAGACGAUCCAUCACACCAGCUUCUUCAGUUUGCUCAAAAUUCCCACAUUUUCAUUUUAUUUAGUGUUAUGAAUAUGUUGAUGUGAGGCCACGUGUUGUCUGGGUUUGGUUUAUGACAUUAUGAAAUAACCUUAUGUGUUUAAAGUGUUUAUACAUGAGUUCAAACAGGAAACAGCUGCAGCCUCAUGUCCUGAUGGAAGUAAUCAGCUAAUCAAUAAAUUCACCAAAUCAUCAGACAUGUGAUUCUUCUGAAUGAACAACAUCCGUGUUUUUAAUUGGAUAAAUUCGAUUUAAAAGUGUGAACACUGUUUGAGAGUAGCACGUCAGUGUCCAUCUCUCUGUCGUCCACCUGAACAUCCUGAUUGAUUCCACAGCAUCUGAUUUGAUGAGCUGUGAACAGAACAUCAGUGUAUCUCUCCGAUGUCAGUGUGUCAGUGAAUGCAUCACUUCAUUAUGAUAAUGUUGCUUUGACAAAGAUAAUCAGUUCAUCAAGCAAAUAAUCAGUUAAAUAAAUAAUGUCAAAUGGAGACAUCUGCUGGUGACAUAUGGUAUUACACAACACGUCAGUAUGAAACAGUGAAAUUCAGGUGCUGCUCUCUUUAGUAUUUUGUUCAUUAAAUGUUUAAGUUUUUCAGCAGUUUACAACUGUGACAUGAAGCUGAUGAGAUUAAAACAGUCUUUGUCUUUUUAUAAGAUGCUGACAGUGCAGAGAUGAAAUGAGCUGUCAGGACUCAGACCAGGACGCUGUAGUUAUGUGGUCUGCAGGAUUUUAACGUGCUGUUUGACACUGCAGCAUCUCUGUGUGAUGGAUUCUGUCUCUGCAGGGUUCAGAUUUUCAUAGACCUGAAACCAGUGAACAGCCUUGAGAGGAGGGAAAUUGAAUAGCUCAACAUGAUGUCUGUGGUCACAUCAGAGCUUUUCCUCUUUCUCAGAACAGUUUUCUGUCAGUCACAAUCAUAAGACGGUUUGAUCACAGCAGGAAAUUAGAAAUAUUAACAUCUGUUGAUCUGAUGGACAUGUCUGAGUGAGACUUGUGACCUUUCACAGCGUCUGAACUCGUCAUGUAAUGAUUCCAUUUGUCCUUCAGAUCAUCACCACUUUCUCAUUAGAGCUUUUGUCUUUUUGCAGUUUAAACAUUUAGGAAUAUUCAGCAUCUGAUGGGAUGAACAGUUUUUAACAGUUUGACAAUUUAUGAGUGUUAACACUUGUUUUUCUUCAGAGUUGAACGGUUUAAUCAGUCAGCAGAUGUUAAGCUUAUUGUCAGUAUUUCUGUGUAAGUUAAAAUAACAUUUCAGCUCCACAACAGUUUGAUCUACAGACUCAGGCUCAGCUCCAUCCUGCCUCAUACUGUGACUCAUUCUAACACACAGCUCUUUAGGCUUCAUUUUAAUAAUAACAAGUAUAAUAUAAUAUGAGUCAGACUUCUUGUUUGUCAUCAGUCACAAUGCGACAUGUCACUGGUGGGCGGGGCCAUGUGAGGGUGACCUAAGGGAGCAAAAACACCUGUAAAAGUGGAAGACAAACCAGCAGCGCAAGGAAUCACUAAAAAAAAAACGAUCAGGAGCUGUGACGUCAGCUCAUGACAGUUGGGAUUCUGCAGAUCCAGGCAAAUAAAAAAAAAAGAAACGGAAAUAAAACUAGACAUUUUUGUUCCAUGGCGUCACAGUUCUGAGCUUCUCCUUAGUUUUUAUUUUUGUCUCAGUGUCGAACAUCUUUACUGACAGUGACAGAUGCUAAUUAGCAUCAUUAGCAUUUAUCACUGAGGCUAACAGGCCUGUGGUGAUGCUAAUGCUUCAGACGACAGUGGGUUAGUAUUCGUAUGUUGAUGCCUUACAACAGAAAGUGGACUGAAUGUCGACCAAAUUUUUAUUUUGAAUGUUUUGUAUCAUUGUUUUUGUCAGAGCUUUAUUCUCUGUAACUGUCCGUGAAAACAUUAAAGAUGGAGAUUGUUACUGAAACAC
Molecule: messenger RNA, 2744 nt
Organism: Seriola dumerili (greater amberjack)
Lineage: Eukaryota; Metazoa; Chordata; Actinopteri; Carangiformes; Carangidae
Gene: spcs2
Product: signal peptidase complex subunit 2
Exons: 5
Coding region: 55-663 (202 amino acids)
Biological process (GO): protein targeting to ER
Cellular component (GO): signal peptidase complex; membrane
Source: RefSeq, a predicted model, not a curated record